Molecule: messenger RNA, 3274 nt
Organism: Anguilla rostrata (American eel)
Lineage: Eukaryota; Metazoa; Chordata; Actinopteri; Anguilliformes; Anguillidae
Gene: tle2b
Product: TLE family member 2, transcriptional corepressor b
Exons: 19
Coding region: 921-3227 (768 amino acids)
Biological process (GO): negative regulation of canonical Wnt signaling pathway; regulation of DNA-templated transcription
Cellular component (GO): transcription regulator complex; nucleus
Molecular function (GO): protein binding; transcription corepressor activity
Source: RefSeq, a predicted model, not a curated record
GCUGGCUGCCGUGUUUGUGUUGAAGCCAACAGGCACAAUAUAUUACAGUCUAGGGCUCGCUGCUGAAAAGCCUGCUGGAUCUUCUACUGACCUGCUGUUCUUUCCUGUUUUCCUGCGUUUUUUCGGAUUCAGAUUAAAAAACGCAGCUCCUUCUCUCUCUCUCUCUCUCUCUCUCUCUCCCCCCUGACUCCCUCUCUCCGUCUCUCCUCUUUCCCCGUAUUCUUUUCUGACGGAAAACCCAAACCUUACUACUGCUGCACGUUUUUAAAAAAAAAAAAAGAAUUUAAUUAAGAAAAAAAAAAAAAAAAUUCUUCCUCAGUCUCAUGAGAAGGAGGUGUGAAGGCUGAAGGAGGUGGAGGGGGGGGGCAGCUUUGGAUGGAGGAGCGUGUUUAUGUUUGCGUCUUCUCGGGGGGGGGCUCGGUGAACGGACGGAGGAGUGGGGCUGCCGAGACCUAAUUCUGGAGCGGACUUUGGUUGCCAUGUCAGCGCGCGGGCGCACGCACUCCUGACUGGCAGGCGGGCAGACGGGGCGAGCGGACCGGCUGGCUCCGGCGGCGGAGAGAGGCGAGCGAGACUUUCGGCUUCCCGAGGAAGAGGAAGAGGAAGGGCGCGCGGGAUCCGAGGAGUAAAAGUGCGAGGAAGAGGCUAACCCCCGCUCCGUCGCGUCGCUCGUCCCCCGCAUGCGCCAGUGAACUGUCCGCGCUCUCUCCACCGUUCCGCGGCAGGACCCCCCCCCCCGUCGCCCCCCCCCCCCACCCCUCCCUAGUUUCGGAGCUACCGGAGGGCGAAGCAGAGGCGAGGGCAGGACAGGGGUGGGGGUGGAUUUUUGGAUUCCCUCCCUGGUGGAGGGCAGGGGUGUGGGGGGCUGGGGGGGUGCUCUGGCCGUCAAGCCGACCGCGGGCAUCUCCUCUCCUGGGACCAUGUACCCACAGGGACGCCAUCCGGUUCCCCUGCAGCCUGGCCAGUCCUUCAAGUUCACGGUUCUGGAGACUCUGGACCGAAUUAAGGAAGAGUUCCAGUUCCUCCAGGCUCAGUACCACAGUCUGAAGCUGGAAUGUGAGAAGCUGGCCAGUGAGAAGACAGAGAUGCAGAGACAUUACAUCAUGUACUACGAGAUGUCAUAUGGACUGAACAUUGAAAUGCACAAACAGGCGGAGAUUGUGAAGAGGCUCAGUGCGAUCUGUGCUCAGAUCAUCCCCUUUCUCUCUCAGGAGCACCAGCAGCAGGUGGUGCAGGCGGUGGAGAGAGCCAAGCAGGUGACCAUGGCCGAGCUCAACGCCAUCAUUGGGCAGCAGCAGCUCCAGCACCUGUCCCAUCACACCCCCGGUAUUCCGCUGACCCCUCACCCCUCCGGCCUGGCCCUGGGGGCGGGGUCGGGGCUGCUGGCGCUCACCGGGGCCCUGGGGGUCUCCGCCCACCUCGCCGGCAAGGACGAGCGCAAUCACCUGGACUCCGAGCACCUGAGAGGUGAGGGCGCGGAGGCUAGCAAGUCGGUGUCGUCGACGGACAGCCAGCCGGCUGAGGAGCGGCAGGGCCCCUCGGGGGGGUACGCGGCGCAGGGCGGGGCCGACGCCAAGCGGAGGCGCUGCGAGGAGAAGGACGUGCUUCCCUCGCACUACGACAGUGAUGGGGACAAGAGUGAGGACAACUUGGUGGUGGACGUCUCUAAUGAGGAGCCCACCUCCCCAGCUGCCAGCCCCCCUGCCUCCCCCCACGGAAACGGCCUGGAUCGCGCCCCCACCCUCAGGAAGGAGCUUCCCGGGACCCCCAGCCCCCCUGCGGCCCCCACGUCGACCCCGCCUCACAGCCCCUCACCUGGGAAGGCCAAAGACCCAACACAGGUAGAGAAGUCCCAGUCGCCCUCCUCCAAAUCGGGGACCCCGUCUCCGUCCCGCCGCGAGGCCCUGACUCCGGGCCCCCCCGGCCCCAGCACCUCCUGCCUGCGCCUCGUCAGCAAGCCCGCCUCCACCGCGGACCCCGGAGUAGACCCCCCUCCAGCUCUGCGCAGCCCCCUGUCCGUGCCCCCGGGCUCGUACCCGGCUCAUUUUGGGGUGGUGUCCCACGCGGGCCUCAACGGGGAGCUGGCCAACCCCGGGGGCUUCGGGGGGGCUCUGACCCUCUCCCCCCAAAUCAGCGCCGCCACCAGCGCGUACACCCGCAGCCCAAUGGUGGCGUAUGAGUCCCGUUCCCACCUCAGGGCCCCGGGGCUGUCCUCCUCAUUGCCUGGAGCCACCGGUGGAAAGCCGGCGUACUCCUUCCACGUGAGCGCGGACGGGCAGAUGCAGCCGGUGCCCUUCCCCCCCGAUGCCCUGCUGGGCCCGGGCAUCCCGCGCCACGCCCGGCAGAUCCACAGCCUGAGCCACGGGGAGGUGGUGUGCGCCGUCACCAUCAGCGCCUCCACCCGCCACGUCUACACCGGCGGCAAGGGCUGCGUGAAGGUGUGGGACAUCAGCCAGCCCGGCAGCAAGACCCCCAUGGCCCAGCUGGACUGCCUGAACAGAGACAACUACAUCCGGUCGUGUAAGCUCCUCCCCGACGGGCGGACCCUGAUCGUGGGAGGCGAGGCCAGCACGCUGUCAAUCUGGGACCUGGCCACGCCCACCCCGCGCAUCAAGGCGGAGCUGACGUCCUCGGCCCCCGCCUGCUACGCCCUGGCCAUCAGCCCCGACAACAAGGUCUGCUUCUCCUGCUGCAGCGACGGCAACAUCGUGGUGUGGGACCUGCACAACCAGACGCUCGUCAGGCAAUUCCAGGGCCACACGGACGGGGCCAGCUGCAUCGACAUCUCCAACGACGGGACCAAGCUGUGGACGGGGGGGCUGGACAACACGGUGCGCUGCUGGGACCUGAGAGAGGGGCGGCAGCUGCAGCAGCACGACUUCACCUCCCAGAUCUUCUCUCUGGGGUACUGUCCCACAGGGGAGUGGCUGGCCGUGGGGAUGGAGAGCAGCAACGUGGAGGUGCUGCACGUCUCCAAACCCGACAAGUACCAGCUGCACCUCCACGAGAGCUGCGUGCUCUCCCUCAAGUUCGCCUACUGCGGCAAGUGGUUUGUGAGCACAGGGAAGGACAAUCUGCUGAAUGCGUGGAGGACGCCCUAUGGAGCCAGCAUAUUCCAGUCCAAGGAGUCCUCGUCAGUCCUGAGCUGUGACGUGUCUCCGGACGACAAGUACAUCGUCACGGGCUCUGGGGACAAGAAGGCCACUGUGUACGAAGUGGUUUACUGAGGCCUGGACGUGGGGGGGUGGGGGCGCCUCUUGGUCCUGUUGCGGGG